This is a messenger RNA of Rasamsonia emersonii CBS 393.64, 609 nucleotides long. Its product is annotated as Peroxisomal membrane protein (PmpP24). Gene Ontology annotation, cellular component: peroxisomal membrane. The transcript is spliced from 4 exons. Bases 1 to 609 code for a protein of 202 amino acids. Lineage: Eukaryota; Fungi; Ascomycota; Eurotiomycetes; Eurotiales; Trichocomaceae. The record is from RefSeq and is a predicted model, not a curated record.
AUGACCACCUGCCUGCUAGAUGAUAAAUAUUGGCGAAUGAAGCCAUCUGCUGACAAACUGGAUGCGCUUGUCCUGAACCCCGAUCUCGCACCGCUCUUUAAACUCGUCAAAGCUGCCCGCAAUGGCGCCGUCUACGGUGCCAAAGUCCGGUUUCCGCACGCUCUGGUCUUCCGCGAGAAGAUCAAACUCGUCCUCAAGGCCACUCGACAGCACGCUCGUAACCUUGCGACAUUCGCCGUGAUCUACAAGAGCACGUUAUUUGCCCUGAAAUACCUGAAUCCAGCGGGCAGUGGAAAAGAGGGCCGGUAUGAUACCUUUGUCGCGGGAUUGCUGGGUGGAUAUAUCGUGUUCGGACGCAAUCCUGGCAGUAUCAGCCAGCAGAUCGUCAUCUAUGUCUUUGCUCGAGUGAUGCUGGCUCUUGCCAAGAUGGCAAUCCAGCCCAAUAUGCACCCGCUCUCGUCGCUGAUCACCCCAGAAGUCCGGACGAAAAUUAGCGAAAAUGCAUGGCCCGUCUUCGCCAGUCUCACCUGGGCCUUGGUCAUGUACAUUUUCCGCUGGUACCCUGAGAGCAUUGUAUCGAGUCUAAGAAGCAGCAUGACCUACAUGUAA